AUGUCUACUUCAAAACCUUUUCCAGUAUCAGAUCCGACAGACUCGUUUUGGCAUUCCGAGAGCGAUAGCUUUAUUUACACUCGCACAACUAGUGACCUACCUACCGAAACUGAUGUGCUCAUUGUUGGUGCAGGAUAUGCUGGGGCGGCGUCGGCAUACUGGCUUUAUAAACAAAGCCAAACGUGCUCUUUGGACGUCUUGAUGCUAGAAGCUAGAACAGUGUGUUCAGGAGCAACCGGAAGAAAUGGAGGACAUCUGAAACCCGACUACUACCGCGAGUAUCUCAAGUUUGAGAGAUUUUAUGGGCAGAAGGGUGCAGCAGAAAUUGGAAACUUUGAGCACGAGCAUAUAUCCGCAAUCAAGAACGUGGUCGAGGAUCUCAACAUUGAUUGUGAUCUAGUUCUCACGAGAGCAUGUAAUGUUCACCUUACUGAGGGUGCAGUGGAUGGAAGCAUUAAAGCAAUAGAUGCUCUGAAAAAAAAUCCGUAUUCCACUAUACUGGACGACAUUCAGGUCCUGGAAGAGAACAAUGCAAGAGUGGUCUCCCAAUUUCCAACAUCAUCACUCGCAGUAACAUUUACUGCAGGACAUUUAUGGCCCUACAAGUUUGUGAAGGGUUUGCUUCAAUUUUGUGUAGAAAAAGGCCUCAACCUGCAAACAAAUACUUGUGUUGAAAACAUAGAGACUCUUGAGGAUGGCUUUCAUUUGAUAAGAACGGCAAGAGGCAGCGUCAAGGCAAGAAAAAUUAUACUGGCAACAAAUGCCUACACAUCAGCUAUAGCUCCGGAAUUUGACGACAGAAUUGUCCCCGUGAAGGGCACAUGCUCUCACAUCAAGUUCGCCGCAGACAAUGAGUACACUCCGUAUCUAAACUAUACUUACGGCAUUUGUCGAGACUUUUCUGAGCACGAAUACUUGAUCAAUAGGCCUGAUGGCUCCAUCGUUGUUGGUGGAGCCAAACCAUUCUAUCUCAAAGACAAGGAUUCCUGGUAUAAUAAUGUCGAUGAUGCCAGUCUUUUCAAAGCAGAUAUAAAAGGAUGGUACAACACAUUCAUGCAGAAUAACUUUAGCAGCUGGAAGGGAACUAAGACGGAAGUGGACUAUUUAUGGACCGGGAUUCUAGGUUACUCUGUUGAUGCUCUUCCAUGGGUUGGAGAAGUACCAAAUCAGAAAAAUAAAUUUGUUCUAGCAGGCUUCCAUGGACAUGGCAUGCCACGGGUAUUUUUGUCUGCUAAAGCAAUAUCGGAAAUGAUCUUAAGGGGGGUGGCAGUGGGGAGCACAGACUUGCCGCAGCCAUUUAUGCUGACUGAGGAUCGCUUGAAAAGGGCUAGAAACAACAUUUUAGAGGAAACGGGAUAUUACACGUAUCAGAAGCUCUAA
Molecule: messenger RNA, 1380 nt
Organism: Ogataea angusta
Lineage: Eukaryota; Fungi; Ascomycota; Pichiomycetes; Pichiales; Pichiaceae
Exons: 1
Coding region: 1-1380 (459 amino acids)
Cellular component (GO): cytoplasm
Molecular function (GO): oxidoreductase activity
Source: RefSeq, a predicted model, not a curated record